Setaria italica (foxtail millet) is the source of this 1073-nucleotide messenger RNA. RefSeq lists its product as uncharacterized. NCBI's taxonomy places the organism in Eukaryota, Viridiplantae, Streptophyta, Magnoliopsida, Poales, Poaceae. The transcript has a single exon. The record is from RefSeq and is a predicted model, not a curated record. The coding region runs from base 303 to 728 and encodes 141 amino acids.
AGCGACCAGCUUACUCCCAAUUCAAAUCCAAAGCCCACUGAAAGUUACUGCAUUGGAGACUCGAAACUUGGCGAUUAGUAUGAACCGACAGGGACGUGAAGGAACUGAAGAGCUGAGCGUGACGACUUAAAAGUGAUGCGAGAGCAAAGCAGGUUCAGGCAAGAUGAACUGGAUGCUGCAGAGAGGACAAGCGCCUCUAACUGCAGUGCCCAUCCAAAUCAGAUGUGGCUUCAUGACUCCAUGAGCCAGGAGCCAUACCAUGGACUCGGAGGCCGGCAGGAGCUCCCGGUUUGGCGGAACCAAUGGUCCGCCCGCCCACCUGUUUCCCGAGCUGCCCGCAAAACCAUUGGCCACUGACAUCAACGCACGGCACGUCAACACAUAUGACAUGUGUAUAUAUAGCUCAUUCUGCUGCACAAUACUCCAUGUACGCUCACGUUCUUGAGGAGUUUGUCCAAGUUUUUGAGUCAGAACGCAGCACAGCUGCACAGGGGAGGAUGAGGUUUGCAGUGGCGAGCAAAGCGUACAUGGCGGUGACGCUGGGCGCCGCCAUGGAGCUCAAGAAGCAGGUGGCCAAGCCGUGCUCGUCGGCGGCGAAGCGGGGCGCCGCGCCGGUGCUCGCGGCGCGGUCGUCGUCGUCGGCCGGCAGGGUCGACGGCGGCGGCGGCCACGGCGCCGAGGAGUCGCUGAGGAUGGUCAUGUACCUCAGCUGCUGGGGGCCAAGCUAAGGCUCUGCAGUCUGCAGCCGCGGCGGAGUGGCCAGUGCCGCAACUGCAUCUGCAUGUACAUGUUUCGAUCAAUGAGAUCUCUCGAUAACAAUUGCAACAUCUGCGUUCGUCCUCGCCGAGCUCCGAAUCCAGGAACCAUCGUGUUCUUGGUUGGAUGCUCGUCCAAGGCUCAAGCUAGAGCAAAGCUACAAGCCUACAACCAAGCUGACAUGUACAUUAGUAACAAGAUGAACUUAUAAAUAUGGAUCAGUUAGUUCUAUGACCAAGCUUGACAUGUAUGGAUAUGCACCCCUUUUGUUGUGUGCUUUUUUUUUUCUUGCACACAAUUGCAGAAACUUUGAUGAA